This is a messenger RNA of Coccomyxa subellipsoidea C-169, 273 nucleotides long. RefSeq lists its product as hypothetical. The record is from RefSeq and is a predicted model, not a curated record. Lineage: Eukaryota; Viridiplantae; Chlorophyta; Trebouxiophyceae; Coccomyxaceae. The coding region runs from base 1 to 273 and encodes 90 amino acids. The transcript is spliced from 4 exons.
AUGUGGGUAAGCAGCGCGCUCGACUGCGCGCUCGACUGCUCGGAACCAAGGCUGUCGAUAGAGGGCAACCCACCUGUCAAGGUUGCCGGUCGGGGCUCCAUAUUCAUAAAGAGUGCAUCCAAGAGCGGCUAUCUGACGCCAAUCUUGGCUGCCGGCGGCGCAGGCCAGAUCUUCUCUCUAAAUUACUAUUGGGGGCAGCGCCACGACCGCAGAAGCCGCACUAUGUGCGGCGCGGCUGCGGUCGCGGGCUGCUCCGCGCCGGGGCGCGCCUAG